ACCCCUGUGCACGCCGCUGGGGCUGGGUGUCCCCAAAUCCCUAUGGCUGGCAGCACCCCUGACCCCCGCUCUGCAUUUCAGGAGGGUCCUGGGGAGCCCGUCCCCAGCAGUGGCUCUGCCGGGCCCCCCCAGCCCGGGGGCCACCCUCGCCGGGGGCCAGGGAAGAUGCUCGGGGGCACGGUGAGGGUCCUGACUGCCCUCCUGGUGGCUGCGGUCAUGGGCUACCCGUCCCGGCGCUCCGCCACCGACCUGGAUGCCACCCCCAGGACGACGGUCACCUUUGACGAGCUGUCAGGGGUGCGGCGGUUCAGCGGGCGCAGCCUGAACUACACCACGCUGCUGCUGGAGGACGAGCGGGGCAUCCUCUACGUGGGGGCCCGGGGGGCCAUCUUCGCCCUCAACGCCAGCAACGUGGCCGACGGCUCGCACCGCACGAUCCAUUGGGAAGCAUCCCCGGAGAAGCAGCUGGACUGCCUGCAGAAGGGCAAAAACAACAAGACCGAGUGCUUCAACCACGUGCGGUUCCUGCAGAGGCUGAACAGCACGCAUCUCUACACCUGCGGCACCUACGCCUUCCACCCGCUCUGUGCUGCCAUUGACGCUGACAGGUUCACGCUGCCUGCCCGCUUGGAGGAAGGCAAGGAGAAGUGCCCCUACGACCCCUCCCGCGGCUACACCGGCCUCAUCGUGGAUGGUGGCUUGUACACGGCCACACGCUACGAGUUUCGGAGCCUUCCCGACAUCCGGAGGAAUCUGCACCAGCAGCCGCUGAAGAUGGAGGAGUCCCCCCUGCACUGGCUGAACGAUGCUGACUUUGUGGCCUCUGUGCUGGUCCGGGAGAGCAAGGACAGCCCCGUGGGCGACGAUGACAAAAUCUACUACUUUUUCACGGAGCGGGCGGGCGAGGAGACCACCUCCUUCUUCGACAAGAGCCAGGUGGCCCGCGUGGCUCGGGUGGCCCGCGUGUGCAAGAGCGACGUGGGGGGGAAAAAGAUCCUGCAGCGCAAGUGGACGUCCUUCAUGAAGGCCCGCCUGGUGUGCUACAUCCCCUACUACGAGGUGCUGCGCAGCGUCUGCAGCCUGGACGGGGGCAGUUGGGCCAGCACCGUCUUCUACGCCGCCUUCACCCUCUCUGCGCAGUGGAGGACGAUGGAGGCGUCGGCCGUGUGCCGCUACAACAUCUCUGAGGUGCAGCGCGCCUUCGAGGGCCCCUACAUGGAGUACCAGGACUCCUCUCGCAAGUGGUCCCGCUACGAUGGCGCGGUGCCAGAGCCCCGGCCCGGCUCCUGCAUCACGGACGGCUCCCGCAGGAGGGGCUUCAACUCCUCGCAGGACCUGCCCAACAGCGUGCUGGACUUCGUCAAACUGCACCCGCUGAUGUUCGAGGAGGUGCAGCCGGCGGGCGGCGAGCCGCUGCUGGUGAAGAGGAGCGUGGCCUACAGCUGCCUGGCCGUGGACCGCGUGCGGGCCCUCGACGGGCGCUCCUACGACGUGCUCUUCAUGGGGACGGGGGACGGCUGGCUCCACAAGGCCGUGGUGCUGGACUCCGGCGUCCACAUCAUCGAGGAGGUGCAGGUGUUCGGGGAGCCGCAGCCCGUGGAGACCCUGGUGGUCUCCCACAAGCAGAGGAGCCUGUACGUGGGGGCAGCCAGCGGGGUCCUGCAGGUGCCCCUGGCCUCCUGCGCCAGGUACACCUCCUGCUACGACUGCAUCCUCGCCCGGGACCCCUACUGCGCCUGGGACGGCCGGGCUUGCCUUGACACGGCCUCCAGGGACAGCACGGGGCUGGUGCAGGACGUGCAGGGCGGCAACGCGGGAUGCCGGAGCAGCUCCGGGCGCAGCUUCCUGCCGUGGAAGAACCGGACGGUGCUGCGCGGGGACGACGUGCUGCUGCCCUGCGACCAGCGCUCCAACCUGGCGCGGGCCGUGUGGCUGCUGAACGGCAGCGAGGUGCCGGGCACGGGGCAGGAGCGGCUGCGUGUGGGGGUGGACGGGCUGCUGGUGACCGACACGCUGCCCGAGCACGGCGGCGAGUACCGCUGCUACGGCGAGGAGCGGGGCCUGUGGACGCUGCUGGCCGCUUACAGCCUCACCGUGCUGCCCGAGCUGCCCCGCGCCGCCGCCGCCGCCACCGCCGGGCCGCACACCGCCUCCCGGGUGGCCGGGGACGCCAAGGUGGUCUACAUCUCAACCAUCGUGGUGCUGGUGGUGCUGUGUGCCGUGCUGGGCAUCGUCCUGCUCUACGUGUCCUGCCUGGAGAAGCGCAAGGGCAAGUACGUCCUCGGGGAGCCGCGGCCCGCCAACGCCGAGCUGCAGACGGUGUCGGCCAGCUGCCUCCGCAAGGGCCGCGAGAAGGAGGAGGAGGAGGACGAGGAGGAGCUCGCCUACCCCGACGGCUGCCUGCGCAUCAUCCCCGGCGAGGCGCCCACGGCCGCCACCUCCCCGGUCAAGGAGCUGCCGGCGGUCGUUCCCCCGCCGCCGCUGCCGCCGCCGCUGCCGCUGCCGGCCGAGCUGACCAACGGGGUGGGCGCCCUGCCCAGCGUCCUGCGCAAGAUGAACGGCAACAGCUACAUGCUGCUGCAGCAGGACGAGCCGCUGGCCUCGCCGCUGUGCAGCGCCUCCUUCACCGAGGAGCUCAGCAAGAUCCUGGAGAAGAGGAAACACACGCAGCUGGUGGAGAAGCUGGACGAGAGCUCCGUGUAGGGGCCGGGGGGGACCCACUGCGGGACCCUCCUCCCCUCCGGCCCCUUCUCCCACCCCCUGCCAGCAGUGUUACGAGACUCAGGCGAAACUACCUCCGGGACCGCAGCGUUGGGCCGGGCCCAGGCUCGUCGGUUCCUUUGGCUUUUCAUUCACUUUUAAGACUUGAUGUACAAAAAAAAAAAAAAAAAAAACAAUGGAAAAGGAGGAAAAAAAAAGCCCAGAGAAGAAUCUAUUUAAAUUUGAAACCUUUAUUUAAGUACAAAAACCCACUGAUGGCGGUCACAAGCUGGAGGCAGGAGCUGGCGCCUGGCUGAAGGUGGACACAGGGGCGGGAGGGGAGGGAGAGUUUCUGUCCGUCUGUCUGUCCAGGCCAGAGACCGUGUCCCAGAUGUGAGGAUGCAACCCGCCCCGUCGGGCAGCCCCAGCCCUGGGUGCCUGAGAGCCGGACGGCUGCUGAGAGGACGCUCGGCGAGGGACGGUGGGGAAGAGGAGGAAGAGGAGGAGGAGAGCUACCCGUGCCCACCCCGAGGAGGGAUCAGUAGCGCUGGGUGAGAUGCAGGAUGGGUGCUGUGGGGAGGUGGCACUGCAGCUGGGGGGGCCUGACGCUGACAGCGCUCUGCCCGCUCCCCGCAGGGCGCUACUGGCAGCACAGAAAGGACGUGGUGGCAGGCAGCGGGACGCUGGCAGCGAGGUUGUCCUCUGUGCCCAAGGGUCGUGUGUGCUGCCCGGCUUGUCCCUGUCCUUGCUCUGCAGUGUGGGAAGGCACCGGCACUGCUCCUGUGUCCUCGCCUUGCGCAGCCCGGAGGUGGCACAUUUCAGCCCUCCCAUGUGGCAUGACGGAUGUCUGGGGGGUGUCGGGCACUGCCCUGUCCCCCGUGGCACAGAGAUGCCCCCUCGGCGGUCCCUUGCGCACCAAGGAGGAUCCUUGCACCAGGGCCUGCCUCCUGUAGGGCCUCUGGCUCUUCAUGGCACUACCAGGGGCAGCCACCAGCCCUGAAUCCCCAAAUCCCACACCAACUACUUCUGCGCCUGCCUGCUUCGUGUCUCAGCGAGGUGACACUGGAGGACAAACCUGGGCUGGGGUGGUGGUCCUUGCUCAUACCCCCCAAGCAUUACCCAGAGAUCAUCCCCCUCCCUGCUGGGCUGGACACCAGCCCUCUCCUGCCUCUUCCCUCUUUGCUGUGAAGAGGGGGGUGACAAAAUCGACCCCCUACGCCCCUAAGGGGGCAUCACCCUCCCUGCCUGCUCCCCCCGGCACGGCCCCGGGGCAAUAAAUGUGAUGGCUCUGUCUGGAGGUGUCUCUGCAGGGACACGGGG
Messenger RNA from Cygnus atratus (black swan), 4020 nucleotides. It is a transcript of the gene SEMA4G, whose product is annotated as semaphorin 4G. The transcript has 15 exons. The coding region runs from base 43 to 2703 and encodes 886 amino acids. Lineage: Eukaryota; Metazoa; Chordata; Aves; Anseriformes; Anatidae. Gene Ontology annotation, biological process: neural crest cell migration; negative chemotaxis; negative regulation of axon extension involved in axon guidance. The record is from RefSeq and is a predicted model, not a curated record. Gene Ontology annotation, molecular function: chemorepellent activity; semaphorin receptor binding.